Molecule: messenger RNA, 1227 nt
Organism: Acaromyces ingoldii
Lineage: Eukaryota; Fungi; Basidiomycota; Exobasidiomycetes; Exobasidiales; Cryptobasidiaceae
Exons: 3
Coding region: 287-964 (225 amino acids)
Source: RefSeq, a predicted model, not a curated record
GAGAAAUGGAGGCAUUUCUGACAUUGGAAAUAUUUGAAGGCAUCAUCUCAAGAUCCGACGUGAGUCCUCAUUUUAUAUCGGCGGUUGACGGUAUCCCUGCUUCAUCUUGUCAACGAAGGCUGCAGCUCUUGUUGGAUCGGAGGAGAUGGACAGGAUACCUGAGAGGGCUUUCGUCCAUGAGGCCACUACGCCCGCAAGGGAUGCAAUCAUUGCUCUUCAUAAAGCGAAGGAAAUGCUAGAACGCCCGCAGAAUUUGAUUGGCCAGGUUGAGUUCAGGUGGAUGGAAAUGAUUCGCGAGCUGGUCAGCGACCUGCGGACGAAUAGCGCUUUGCAAUACACGGAAGACGUCACCUGGACUCAGCCAGUGGGUCUGCUGUCCGCCGAGGCCGAAUCUUUGGCGGCGCCAAAGCGUGACAUGGGCUUCGAGCUUCGAACGCAGCAAUCUUUCCAGCAAUAUCUGCGGGAGCGGCAUUCAGAGGCCACAGUACUGUCGAGAAGCUAUCUGAAUGCACUUUCGCUUCGCCACGCGAUUCCUCCUUGGCCCUCGCCUGGCAUUCAAGAACUUGCUUUUCCCUGUAUCAUCCUCGAAGCCAAGUGCGACUCCCAGCCUCUUCUCUAUGCCGAGAAUCAAGCUGCAGGAGGGACUGCUACCUGUCUGAAGAUGAUCGAACGCCUGGAGGAAGUCUACUUUAACACGAAUGGACAACGCUUUUCUCCUCUUUCGGUCUUGGCGAUAUGCUCAGAGGGCCCAACCUUCGCAAUUCUGAUCGCCUUUCAGGGUGACAUUUCGGAUGCAUCAAUCGCACAAAAUAUCCAUUUAGUCACAAUCUGGAAAGGCGACGUAACCGAUCACUGGAACCUUUUCUUACUGCUCUUGCUCUCAAAGAGGGCCUCGUCUUGGGUCGAAGAGCGAUUUCGAUCUAGUGUUGUAGCCAUGCUUGAAGGCCUGCGGAAGGUCGUCUAGCACUGUAGGCGAACAUCAUGGUGCGAGCAUGAAACUCUUCUUGGCGAUCUUCAGGUCUUCGUCUGCAAAUUAAUCAUUUGUUGGCUAAUUUCGGAUACCAGAUCGAAGCGCAAAUCCCUCUCGAACAGAUGAGCAAGUCACUGAGCAAUUCCGGGGAGGUCGGACACCUGCGGAACGCUGAGGUCCCCGUGCAAUGCAAUAGCGCGCGACAACAAGAUUGGGAGGUUUCUGCACGCGAGAUAAUCUGCACUGCAAGCCUGCAU